UAACAUCGCAAAAUACGCGGGAAACUCUAUAUUGGCGGAUAGACAACAACACAAAGGUACGGUAGCAGUGAGGGGUCGGAAUAACGGGAAAAGAAGUCAGAUGGAGGAAAAAUAGUCAAUUUAUCAUGGAAAACUUCCAGAAAAUCGAGAAAAUUGGCGAAGGAACAUAUGGUGUUGUCUACAAAGCUCGUGAUAAGACAACAGGUCGCCUGGUAGCCCUAAAGAAGAUUAGGCUGGAUGCUGAAUCUGAGGGAGUACCAAGCACAGCAAUUCGAGAAAUUUCCUUAUUGAAAGAGUUGGAUCACCAAAGUGUCGUGAGGCUCCUAGAUGUGGUCCACAGUGAGAAGAAGCUGUACCUGGUGUUUGAAUACCUUAACCAGGAUCUCAAAAAGUACAUGGAUAGCUGCCCACCAUCAGGACUCGCUUCCUCCCUGAUCAAGAGUUAUCUACACCAGCUUCUAAAAGGAGUUGCUUACUGUCAUUCCCAUCGAGUGCUACAUCGUGACCUGAAGCCACAGAAUCUUCUCAUAGAUGUUGAAGGCAAUAUCAAGCUGGCUGACUUCGGGCUGGCUAGAGCAUUUGGUGUGCCUGUCAGAACAUACACACACGAGGUAGUAACAUUGUGGUACAGAGCACCAGAGAUCCUUUUGGGCAGUCGCUUUUACUCCACACCUGUAGAUGUCUGGAGUCUUGGAGGAAUAUUUGCUGAAAUGAUAACCAGACGUCCCCUGUUUCCUGGAGAUUCUGAGAUUGACCAGUUAUUCAGAAUAUUCCGCACCUUAGGUACACCAGAUGAGAACACAUGGCCUGGUGUUUCACAGAUGCCCGACUACAAAUCCACUUUCCCCAAGUGGCCACAACAGUGUGUGUCCAGUGCUGUACCAAACCUCCUUGGGGAUGGGCUGGAACUGCUACAGCUGAUGCUGAAAUAUGAGCCCAGCCAGAGGAUAUCUGCCAAAUCUGCCUUGCUACAUCCUUACUUCAAUGGAGUCUGCAAGCAAAGGCCUCCUCAGGUCCUCAAAUAGACGCCUUCCCGUUACAACAUUUUACAGUGUAAUCAAAAAUAUAAAGAUAUAUGCAAGUGUUUUGACUUGAAAGUGAAUUAAUAGGUCCUUGAAAUGAUGUUCAAGAGUCCUUAAUCAUCCACAAAUAUGACUUCUGUCUUAUAAAUGCUGUCAAAGUCUCAUCCAUGGACAUAACACUAAUAUUAUGCCGAUGUGUUUGCAACGACCAAAGUUUUUAGCGAAAUUUUUUACUCCAAGAAUUCUUGAACGACUGUUUCAUGGUUACUUGUGCAAUAUUGAUGCCUGUUAAAGCAAAUAUGUGGUUAAAAAAACAACCAUUCAAUACCUUGAUGAUAAUUCAAAUAAUUUUGAAAUAUUGUCUGUUGCUGCGAAAUAUUUGUUAGUACUGGGGUAUAUAUAUAUCGGAAUGUAUUGACUUUUGAUGUGAAUUUAAUUGAUAUUUUUGUAAUUGGUUUAACAGGUUUAGGGGGGAGGGAUGCAGUUGUUAAGGUGUUAAGUUUUUAAUAAAAAAUUGAAAAUUGUUAUAUGUCCCUACCUCUGUAUGCUUGUCUGCUCAGUGAUUGAAAUGCACCAAAACAUACGCUGUUUAGGUUCAACUUGACCUCAUGUUCCAAACCCAGAAAAAAAAAGUUA
Messenger RNA from Mizuhopecten yessoensis (Yesso scallop), 1658 nucleotides. Its product is annotated as cyclin-dependent kinase 2-like. The transcript has 8 exons. The coding region runs from base 126 to 1025 and encodes 299 amino acids. Gene Ontology annotation, molecular function: ATP binding; cyclin-dependent protein serine/threonine kinase activity; cyclin binding. The record is from RefSeq and is a predicted model, not a curated record. Gene Ontology annotation, biological process: regulation of gene expression; regulation of G2/M transition of mitotic cell cycle; signal transduction. NCBI's taxonomy places the organism in Eukaryota, Metazoa, Mollusca, Bivalvia, Pectinida, Pectinidae. Gene Ontology annotation, cellular component: cytoplasm; nucleus; cyclin-dependent protein kinase holoenzyme complex.